AUGUUUUCGUACCCGAUUUUAAUUUCAGCUUUAACUCAAAUCGUUUUUGGUGUAACUUUAUUGGAUUGUAAAUGCGGCGUGGAAGAAUUUUCCCAAAGAAUAUUCGGCGGAAUUGAAACGAAAGAAAAUCAAUACCCAUGGAUAAUUUAUAUGGAAUUUGAUAAAGAAAAAUAUUGCGGUGGGGUCUUGAUAAAUAAUUUAUAUGUUUUGACGUCGGGGCAUUGCGUGGAUGAGUUAAAAUUAAAUUUUAAACUUAAAUUAAACACCCACAACCGAUUCUCAUCGAACCAAAUUAUUCUAAACCAAAAAAAUAUAAUAAGACAUCCUAAUUACGCAAAGGAAUCAACGAAUAACAUCAUUAACGACUUGGCUUUGAUCAAAUUGGAGACUCCGAUUAAUUUCGAAGAUAAAAUAUACCCAAUUUGUUUACCACAUCCGUCUUCUGAUUACACGAGAAAAAUCGGUUCGAUUUUGGGAUGGGGGUUAAACGAAAAUGCAACGACUUCCAACGUAUUAAAACGAGGAGAGGUUCAAAUCAUGUCUGAAGAUUACUGUUUAAAAUCGAUGGUGGGAAAGUUUUAUCACGAAUCGAUGUUGUGUGGAUUUAGCAAUUCAAGUGAUGCGUGUCAAGGUGAUAGCGGAGGUCCUCUUUUCUAUCAAAAUUCCGAUGGUCAACACGAACUUAUUGGUUUGAUUUCUUGGGGAUUUCUUUGCGGAACUGAAAUGCCGGGAAUUUACACAAAAAUUGCUCAUUUCAUGGAUUGGAUCGAAAAGAAUACGGAAGAUGCUGGAUAUUGUAAUGUUUGA
Molecule: messenger RNA, 807 nt
Organism: Onthophagus taurus
Lineage: Eukaryota; Metazoa; Arthropoda; Insecta; Coleoptera; Scarabaeidae
Product: phenoloxidase-activating factor 1-like
Biological process (GO): proteolysis
Molecular function (GO): serine-type endopeptidase activity
Source: RefSeq, a predicted model, not a curated record